Molecule: messenger RNA, 693 nt
Organism: Pyrus x bretschneideri (Chinese white pear)
Lineage: Eukaryota; Viridiplantae; Streptophyta; Magnoliopsida; Rosales; Rosaceae
Exons: 1
Coding region: 1-693 (230 amino acids)
Source: RefSeq, a predicted model, not a curated record
AUGUGUAUGGAAUCUUACCUACAAGGCCAAGAUCUUUGGGAUGUCGUCGGUGGUAAUGAAGUUACGCAGCCAAAUGAAGACACUAGCGACACUUUGCAGAAGUGGAAGAUCAAGGCAAGUAAGGCAAUGUUCGCCUUGAAAACCAAAGUUGAAGAUGACAUGUUGGAGCACAUACGGAAGGUCAAGACACCAAAAGAAGCGUGGGACACCUUCGCCACACUCGUUUUAAAGAGGAAUGAUACAAGACUGCAACUUCUCGAGAAUGAGCUAUUAUCAAUGACCCAAAGGGACAUGACGAUUACCCAGUAUUUCCACAAGGUAAAGUCUAUUUGCCGCGAACUUUCUGAAUUAGAUCCUAGUGCUGCUAUUGUAGAAUCCAGGAUAAAAAGAAUAAUUAUCCAUGGAUUGAGACCCGAAUAUCGAGGCUUCGUUGCCAUUGUACAAGGAUGGCCAACCCAACCAUCACUUGUUAAGUUUGAGAAUUUGCUUGCUGAUCAAGAAGCUUUGGCAAAGCAAAUGGGAGGGGUCUCGCUAAAAGGUGAAGAUGAAGCGCUUUACACCAAAAGUAAAUGCAGCUUUAAACAAUGUGCUAGUGGUGGAUCGAAAAGAAAUGGUGACAAGGGAAAAAGUCAUCAAGGAAGAGGGAGUUCUCGGCCAGAGGAAGCUCCAAAGUAUCACGGCAACCGUGGUUAG